Linum trigynum is the source of this 1627-nucleotide messenger RNA. NCBI's taxonomy places the organism in Eukaryota, Viridiplantae, Streptophyta, Magnoliopsida, Malpighiales, Linaceae. The record is from the annotation of a GenBank genome assembly.
UUUGCAUUUGAUCAUUUGCGGUUUGCUCGUAUGCUCUAGAUUGGUGUUUUUUGUAUGAAUAAUUUGUAUGAGAAAAUUGAUGUUAAAACUUUUAUUUUGAUAGAAACUUGUUAUUGUAUAUUUUUUACCACAAAAAUUCACGGGUACCCAUGAACCCGCGGAUACUCAAAGGGUUGGGUUGCGUUUGAGUUUUUCAAACCCAACGAAUUUUACUCCGGAUUUUAUUGGCGGAUAAACCCAUAAAUUUGGGUAUGUGUUUGACAAAACCCGUCCCAAACCGACCCAUUGCCAUCCUAGGACAAUGGUUCUCUGCGCUGGUUACUCUGAUUCCACAAUCUUUCUCUCUAUUCCAGCGGGAAAUUUGUUGCAGAGAGCCAGAGACUAAGACCAGCCAAAGUCCGUUCCGACAACCAAAAUGUCUUCCGAUCCCGAUAAGCUCGUCGCCAAGGCCGAUAAGCUAACAAAGCUGACCCUUACAAGGUGGAGUGCUGAUUGGAGAAACGCCACUCUUAACUACGAGCAAGCUGCCAAUGCGUAUAGAGUAGCCAAGAAGUACGAGAAGGCGAAAGAUGCAUUCGAAAAGGCUUCCAAAGGGCAAGAGAUGCUUACGUCUCCCUGGGACGCCGCUAAGCACAUGGAAUCUGCCGCUGCUCUAGCUAAGGAGCUAGGUAACUGGAAUGAUGUAGCUGACUUGUACAGAAGGGCAUCCGAGUUGUACGUUGAAUGUGGGAGGGCACAACCUGCAUCUGAUGCACUGGGGAAGGCAGCUCGUGCCGUGGAAGAUCAUCUCCCUGAUGUUGCUGUUCAGCUGUAUACCGAUGCUUGUUCACUUCUGGAAGAGGAUGACAAGGACCAAAUGGCCUUUGAUCUAUACCGUGCUCUAACCGCCGUCCACAUAAAGCUUGAGAAGUACACAGAUGCUGCAGCUGCCUUGUUGAGAUUGGGUCUUGCAGCUGACAAAUGCAAUGCUAGUAACAGCCAGUUUAAGGCAUACCUUAGUGCUAUCGUUGUGUACCUUUAUGCUAAUGAUGUCAAGGCAGCAGAGAAAUGCUAUAAUGACUGCUCACAGAUUCCUGCGUUUUUGGGAAGUGACCAGGGCCGAUGUGGUAGCAGGCUUAUCUCAGCUUAUUCAGAAGGCAACGUUGAAGAAAUUAAACGUCUGGCUCAGUCUAGCACCAUUACUCAUCUUGACCAUGCUAUCAUCAAGCUGGGAAGAAAGCUACCUACUGGUGAAGUUACCGCAGUAAAAGCUGGGACUGAAGAAGGAGAAGGCUUGGACGAGGAUGAUCUCACAUAAUGAUUCUUCUCAUUCUAGAGGGGUUUGUAAAUUAUAUACUUGCUGGACAAAUAUAUCCCGUCUUUCUUCCUUCCCAAGUGGCCAAGUCUUCUACUCACACCGUUUAUUUGAAGUUUGAACGUCUAUUGUAAGUUGUAACUGAUUGACUGGGCCUAUUGAUGGAAAGCGAAUCUGGGCUUUUGGAAGGUUGAGUUAAUGCAUGGGCUGGGCCGUCAGUGAUUUACAGUUUUACACGAGUAACCGUCUAGGGUUUGCAACCCGAAAAUUCGCAAACUAAUGCACCAUUCCAUUUAUACCCCUGAACAGAUCUCAUAAAUACAGAGCCAAACC